Messenger RNA from Oryzias melastigma (Indian medaka), 1862 nucleotides. It is a transcript of the gene lrit3b, whose product is annotated as leucine-rich repeat, immunoglobulin-like and transmembrane domains 3b. The record is from RefSeq and is a predicted model, not a curated record. Gene Ontology annotation, molecular function: protein binding. Lineage: Eukaryota; Metazoa; Chordata; Actinopteri; Beloniformes; Adrianichthyidae. Bases 190 to 1455 code for a protein of 421 amino acids. The transcript has 5 exons.
UGUUAUCAAGGCCCCGCAAGGCUAAGGGGAUCUCUGAUGCUGUUGAUCCGAUAGUGAGGCGAGAGAUUACACCCUGCUGUUAGGAAGAGUAAUCCCAGCUAAUCUGACAUUCUGUUUCACGCUGCAGUGUCAGGAGAAAACACUGAGAAACGGAGGGACCUUUAUGGACUCAGAUUUGUUUGAUGGAAGAUGCUCCUGCUGGUUCUCCUUUACCUUGUGCAGUCUGGUGUGGUGGAGGUCCUCCCCUGUCCAGCCUCGUGUGUCUGCACGAACGGGAGCACUGGAGCAGCAGACCUCAGGAUGGUGCAGUGUGGUGACCCCGGAAUGUCAGCAAUACCCGUUAAUGUCCCGGCAAACACAUUCAAACUCUGUCUUGAGAAGACCCGUAUCUCCAGGGUGCCCAGGGCAGCCUUCUUCAAUUUGUCAGAGCUGCGCUUUUUAUGGUUGACCUACAACUCUAUCACAUCCGUCCACACCAGCAGCUUUGUCAACCUGAAGGCUCUUCGGGAGCUGCGUCUCGAUGGAAACCUGUUGACCUCCUUCCCAUGGGAGGGGCUUAGGGACAUGCCCCGCCUGCAGACGCUGGUACUCCACAACAACCGUCUGUCCAAUCUUCCACCUCAAGCUGCUCUUUUUCUUCUAAACAUCACCUACCUCGACCUAUCCAGUAACAGGCUGACAAUAUUACCAGCUGAGCUUUUGGACUUAUGGUUUCCUCUUCCAGGACUUCAAGAAGGACCGGUUCAAAGAAAAAUUCUGAGUAAAGUAGAAUGUGAUUUAAGACAUACUUGUGAUAAAAACUUCAUCCUCUUCAACUGUUUUGGGUGUGUAGGUCUUCAUGACAACCCCUGGCUGUGUGACUGUGAGAUUUCCCUGCUGGUUUCACUGUCCAUGUCUUUGGGGAGUUCGGUGGUUCUGAUGGACCCGCUGCUGAUGUGCAGCCGCUCCGUGGGUCAGUCAGGAACGCUGCUCACGCAAGCGGAGCUGUCUCGCUGUAUGAGGCCGUCUGUCCAACCUGCAGCCACCAGAGUCACCUCCUCUGUGGGCAGUAACGUCCUUCUGCGCUGCGACGCGAGCGGCUACCCAACUCCAACCUUGACUUGGAUCAAGACCUCCGCCUACACCGGUGAGCAGCACGGGCUCCAUCUGAGUGAAGAAGUGAGGGAAUCUCCUCGAGUUGGAGUUCGCUGGUCAAUCAUUAGCUUGAACGGGUUAUCCUACAGUGAUGCCGGCGAAUACCGCUGCCAGGCACGGAAUAUGGCCGGAUUAUCCGAAGCUCCAAUUAAGCUGAAAGUCAUGGGGGCCACCAGACUCCUGCGCCUGCCGAGGAAAAAUUCCAAACCCACGUUCUCCAGAUCUCUGCAGAGGAGCAGGAAGCCCAGCAAAACCCCAGCAGCUGCAGCCAACGAGAGCCGGAUCAGCACCGGACUCCAGACUCAGCUGGAGGGAUCCUGAGGUUCAUGUUUGCUCCAACCUUCAACCCGUGGGAAGACUCAGACACUCUGCAGAGGGUGGACAGAAAACUGAUACAGUAAAAAAAAGACUGUAUACGUACUACAAAUGUGUAUGUGACACUACUAUAGAUACCGCAGUAAUACUACCAUAUUUUACAGAGUAAAAAUUGCAAGAGCAAAAAAUGUCAAAUCAAGAAGAAGAAAACCAUAUAUAAGUCGCUCUGGAGCACAAGUCGCACUUUUAGGAGAAAAGUCUGACAAGUCAGAACAAAUCCACCAAGCCUAGCGUGACUAAAAUAACCAAAGAAAUAAAUACAACAAUACCAAGCUUUUCCCUGCGACUGACUGGCGACCUGUCCAGGGUGAACCCCGCCUUCGCCCAUCAGCAGCCAGGUUAGGCUCCGGCAC